CUGAUAAUAAGGGUGAAAUUAGAGCAACGGUAACAAUGAUAUCUCAAAUACCGUUUAGUAUCAAAAAAUAAAACAAUUUUAAACAAAGACGAGUGAAAAAAAUCAACAUGUUUAAACUAAUAAUUUUGACCACAAUCACACUAAACCUGGUAAACCACUGCAUUUGUGUGGACCCGGAGAUACAGUUCUCGCACUCAGACAUCGGCGCGAGUUUUAUAUUGAAAUGCGAAUUACAUUACGACAAAUCGGAGGCCACUUUCAGCCGCUUUGAGAUCAGCAAAGACUCUGCCAUUUAUUUCACGUACGGCGAGAAUAAGCAGAAAAACUUCAAACGGAUCGAUGGCAUCGAUAGGCUAGAAAUGGACACAUCAUUCAUGCAAACGGAACGGGUGUCCAGUUAUGCACACGUGGAGAAUGAGAUCAAAUACGGCGGCCCACAG
Molecule: messenger RNA, 440 nt
Organism: Medioppia subpectinata
Lineage: Eukaryota; Metazoa; Arthropoda; Arachnida; Sarcoptiformes; Oppiidae
Source: the annotation of a GenBank genome assembly